Messenger RNA from Cuscuta europaea, 1617 nucleotides. The record is from the annotation of a GenBank genome assembly. NCBI's taxonomy places the organism in Eukaryota, Viridiplantae, Streptophyta, Magnoliopsida, Solanales, Convolvulaceae.
AAGAGGAGGAAGAGUCUGCUAUUGUAACAACCAAAGAUUUGUUUGACUGGACGAGAUGCAUUAUUUGUAUUUGUUUAAUAAAAAUCUCAACAAGUCAAUGAAAUUGUGGAUGAAGUAUACUCCUUAAUCAAACGGCAUUAAAUACACUCACGUUCUAUGCAUUGCUGUAACAAACGCCCGUUUUCCGGUCUCUACAAAGGUCCGUCCGGUCGCGCGAGCCAUUAAGCAUUUAUUUAUUUAUUUAUUUAUGCUUGUAAUCCGUUAACCCUAAUUCCCACUCACCUCUGAUUUGCUAGUCAACAAUCCCCACCAUUGUGCUCUUGAGUUUCAGCGCAAUUGAUACGUUUUCGUCACGUAAAUAUUGGGCGGGGAGGGGUCUGAAGAAGGUGGAAGUUUGGCAGUAGUUGAUGGAGGUGAAUUCUGGCGUCGGCGGAGGAAAUGACGUUGAGCUCCUCAGCAAGACGCUGCAGGUGGAACACAAGCUGUUCUACUUCGAUCUCAAGGAGAAUCCGCGCGGCCGCUACCUCAAGAUCUCCGAGAAGACCUCCGCCACAAGGUCCACCAUCAUCGUGCCUUCCAACGGCAUCUCCUGGUUCCUCGAUCUAUUCAAUUACUAUGCCAAUUCCGGUGACCAGGAACUCAUAAGCAAAGAACUCCAGCUUGACUCCAAGGUCUUUUAUUUUGAUAUUGGUGAGAACAGAAGGGGCCGCUUUCUGAAGGUAUCUGAAGCUUCAGCUAGCAGAAACCGCAGUACCAUCAUAAUUCCUGCAGGUAGUGCCCAUGAUGAGGGUUGGUCUGCUUUUAAGAAUAUUUUAGCUGAAAUAAACGAAGCCUCAAGGCUUUACACUCUGUCCAAUGAGCAGCAAAACUCUGAAGUCUCAGCUGACCGGCUUGGACUUACAGAUGAUGUAGGUGCUGGUUUUAUAUCCAGCCACACCACCCAACUUACUCCAACAGCUGACUCGAAAGUGGACCACUCAAUUGAUUUACCAACGCCAGAAGAUGUUAAUAACUUGGGGAUUUCUAAAGUAAUCAGGGUUGAUCAGAAAAGAUUCUUCUUUGAUCUUGGCAACAACAAUAGGGGUCACUACUUAAGGAUAUCUGAGGUGACUGGUCCCGACCGCUCUUCCAUCAUCCUCCCAUUGUCAGGGAUGAAGCAGUUCUACGAAAUGGUGGGCCACUUUGUGGAAAUCAGUAAGGAUAGGAUCGAAGGAACAACUGGCCCAAAUGCAGCCUCUUCAGACUCUACUCUGGCAUGAUCAUAUUUGAAGGCAAAAUUCCAAACUUUUUUUCUGCAGUGUAUGAGGUGUGCGUUUGUUUUAAUAUUCUGUCUUUAUGAAGAGUUCAUUGGAAUUUGAAUAAACCCAUUUAUCUGUUUUGUCCCCAAAUAUACAUAGAAGUCCAUUUACUGAGAAUGUUAAUGGGAGUGGCAAUAAGAAAUAUAGUAUUGGUUAUUGUAACCCCCCAGUGUUGGAAGUUUCAUUUGUAUUUCCUCUCCUGGUCCUCAUUGGUUGGGAAUGUUGUGUGCUAACAUAUACUUUAAAAAAGGUAAUUUACCUUUUCUCAAUCUAAUAAUUAGUAGUAUGUUUUAUCUUUUAUUUUAUCAUUAAUAUUCAU